This is a messenger RNA of Miscanthus lutarioriparius, 318 nucleotides long. The record is from the annotation of a GenBank genome assembly. NCBI's taxonomy places the organism in Eukaryota, Viridiplantae, Streptophyta, Magnoliopsida, Poales, Poaceae.
AUGUCGUCGUCCAUGGUGUCCAAGAACGGGCCGCAGCCGGCUGGGUACGGCGACGGCGGCAAAAGCAGCGUCGAGGGUGAGGCGGCGCCGGUGACGAGCUGCCUGUACCUGCGCCCCGGGGCGGGGGCGCUGGACAGGGACGCCGUGCUGCGCCGCAUCCGCCACCGGAGGCGCCACAACCGCCUCCGCGACACGCUGCGCUCCAUGGUCCAGGCGCCGGCUCCGGCGUCGCCGCCGCAGCCGGCGGAGCCGGACGGCGUGGACGGCGCCGAACGGCACCUCCCGUGGCCGCUCGACGACGCCUUCUCGGCGCCGUAG